This is a messenger RNA of Menidia menidia (Atlantic silverside), 768 nucleotides long. NCBI's taxonomy places the organism in Eukaryota, Metazoa, Chordata, Actinopteri, Atheriniformes, Atherinopsidae. The record is from the annotation of a GenBank genome assembly.
AUGGCUGCCGCCCACCGUCUGGUCAUCGUCCGCCACGGAGAGAGCUCCUGGAACCAGGAGAACCGCUUCUGUGGCUGGUUCGACGCCGACCUCAGCGAGAAGGGCAUGGAGGAGGCCAAGCGCGGGGCCCAGGCCAUCAAGGAUGCGGGCCUGAAGUUCGACGUGUGCUACACCUCCGUGCUGAAGCGGGCCAUCAAGACUCUGUGGACCAUCAUGGAGGGCACGGACCAGAUGUGGCUGCCCGUCAUUCGCUGCUGGCGCCUGAACGAGCGCCACUACGGAGGCCUCACCGGACUCAACAAGGCCGAGACGGCCGAGAAGCACGGCGAGGAGCAGGUGAAGAUCUGGCGUCGCUCUUUUGACACCCCACCCCCGCCCAUGGACAAGGACCACCCUUACCACAAAAUCAUCAGCGAGUCUCGGCGCUACAAGGACCUGAAGCCCGGUGAGCUGCCCACCUGCGAGUCGCUGAAGGACACCAUCGCCCGCGCCCUGCCUUUCUGGAACGACGUCAUCGCCCCCCAAAUCAAAGCUGGAAAGAACGUCAUCAUCGCUGCUCACGGCAACAGCCUCCGUGGCAUUGUGAAGCACCUGGAGGGUAUGUCUGACGCAGCCAUCAUGGAGCUGAACCUCCCCACAGGCAUCCCAAUUGUGUACGAGCUGGAUGCGAACCUCAAGCCCAUCAAGCCCAUGUCUUUCCUUGGUGACGAGGAGACCGUGAAGAAGGCCAUGGAGGCCGUGGCUGCCCAGGGCAAAGCCAAGAAGUAA